Benincasa hispida (wax gourd) is the source of this 1109-nucleotide messenger RNA. NCBI's taxonomy places the organism in Eukaryota, Viridiplantae, Streptophyta, Magnoliopsida, Cucurbitales, Cucurbitaceae. The record is from RefSeq and is a predicted model, not a curated record.
UCCAAUGUCACCGCCAUGUUCUUAUUGGGAGAUUCUUCUGUGGAUUGCGGCUUCAACACUCUCUUUUACCCUCUUCUCCACCGCAAUUUCUCUCUCCUUCCUUGUGACUCCAACUCCACUUCUCUUCUUCCUUUUCUUCUUGGUUCAUUUCGUCUUCUUUAACCUUCCCUUUCUUGAUUGGUUCUUUACUUUCUUGUGUAAAGUCAUUUAUAAUAAUACUAUUCUUGCAGCUGACAAGAUCGGCAUACCGCACGCUCAACCUUUAUACAAUCAGAAUGGACCCGUUGAAGCCAUCCUAAACGGCCUCAACUUCGGUUCCCCACAGGCAACCAUCAUGAGCAGCGGCCAAAGCUAUCAGUCUCUCAACCAACAACUACGUCAAGUACUCGACGCCAUUCAACUCUUGCGCCUGCGACUUGGGCAACACGCCACUCGCCAUUUCAUCCAAUCAUCCCUCUUCUAUCUCUCAUUCGGUGAGGUUGAUUUCAUCAAUCUCUACCUUCUAAACUCAACGGAGGGAAUGUAUGGCGGCGAGGAAUUUGCUCGGCUGCUUGUAUCACAGAUGGUGAUCGCCAUAAGAAACCUCCAAGAAGCAGGAGCGAGGAAGAUCGUAUGCAUGGGAAUACUGCCAUUGGGAUGCACUCCUCGAGUACUGUCUCAAUGGCGGGAUUCACCUGCAGCAACAUUCGAUGAGAAGGGAUGUGUGAAAGAGAUGAACGAGUUGGUUGGGAAAUACAACAAAGUGAUGGGAGAGGAGAUGGUGAAGCUGAAUGCAGAGUUUGGAGAUGCUCAGAUGGUAUUCUGCGACGCUUACAAAGGGAUGAUGGAGAUCAUCGGAAACCCAACCAAAUACGGAUUUAAGGAGUCAAGGAGUGCUUGCUGCGGGGUUGGUUGGAACAAUGCAAGCGUAGUAGGAUGCGUGGCAAUGGAGAUAGCUUGCAGGGAAGUUAGAAGAUAUGUGUGGUGGGAUUUGUACAAUCCCACGGCGGCUGUCAAUUCGUUGCUUGCGGAUUCAGCAUGGCGGAAUCAGCCAUUGUCUACCCUUUGCCAUCCAUCCAACAUUCAAGACUUGCUGCUUACAUGAAUUAAAAUACUCCAAAUUCGAGGAG